AAACGCAACCGCCAGCAGACAAAAAGGUAGAAGCGUUAGGUAGUUCAACCAGUUGGUGCGAGGUGCUCGAACGCGACGGUACAAAGCUCUUUAUAUUGUGGAAAAAUCAGCGAAAACGAAACCGUACGAUCUUUUGAACUUCAAAAAAAAAAAGGUUAGCAGCUAACUAGCUGCGCGAAGGCCAGUGUUCAAUUUGACAAAUUACUUAUUUUGUUACAAACAUUUCAUGCUUAUCCAGAUAUUAUAACAAAACGCAAUUUUAUCAAGAAAAAGCAAAGUGUGUUAAGUGUUUAAUCCUGCUUUGAAGAUCAAAAUGACAGAUAGUGGCAAUCAUCCUAUGGAUGAGUUUUGCGGCUCAGAAUUUUGGAGCGCAAAUCAAACUUGGUGGACCAGUGACCCAGAUUUUACAAAAUGCUUUGAAAAGACUGUUCUAGUAUGGGCCCCAUGUGCAUUUUUGUGGGCUUUCUCCAUAUUCGAUUUUUACUACCUGAAAGCAAGUUUAGAUAAGAACAUCCCUUGGAACAAACUUAACAUAAGCAAAUUGGUUUUGAAUAGUGCUUUGCUUAUUCUUUCGGCAACCGACUUUAUUGUCGCUUUAGUAAAGAAGGGUGAUGAGGCUACAGCCUCGUUAAUAUAUCCUGUUGAUAUCUGGGGUCCUAUUAUAAAAUUUGCCACUUUUUUGUUGCUGUUCAUUUUUAUACCUCUGAAUCGAAAAUAUGGUGUGCAGACGUCCGGCGCACAAUUUCUUUUCUGGUUCCUGCUUGUAAUAUUCGCAAUUCCUCAAUGCCGCACCGAAGUGCGUGCAAGUAAUGAGCGAAGUAAGAUAUUGAACUCUGACGUUGCAGACAAACCUGACUAUUCGUGGGAUGAAUACAAUUAUGUUAGUUACAUGAUUUAUUUCGCACUUUCUUGCGCAAUGCUAUUGCUGAACUGUUUUGCCGAUGCCAUGCCCAGAGAAACUAAAUACAAACGGACGAAUAACGAAAUACCGGAAAGUUCGGCAAGUUUCUUGUCUCGCGUGACAUACACUUGGUUCGAUGGUAUGGCGUGGAGGGGUUAUCGAAAUCCAUUAGUGGAGAAAGACUUAUGGGAUUUGCGUCCACAAGACAGCUGUAAAGAAAUCAUGCCAAUAUUCGCGUACUAUUGGAAUAAAAGUGUGCACAAAAACUAUAAGAGCCAAACACCACCACAGCCCAAGGCGCAGUAUAGUAAUGGAAAAGUGGAAUUUGAAAACCCCCAUGGGCGUUCAGAAGAGAAGAAAAAAAUCACAUCCAUAAUGCCACCUAUUAUUAAAUCAUUUGGAGGAGUAUUUUUGUUUGGUUCAUUACUGAAAUUUAUCUGUGAUUUACUGGCAUUUGCGCAACCUCAAGUGCUCAGUUUAAUUAUAGGUUUUGUGGAAGAUUACGCCGACGAAAAUGCCGAAAGACAACCCGAAUGGAAGGGUAUUUUCUAUGCUAUGCUCCUGUUCAUUACAGCUGCUGCACAAACAUUUAUCCUGGGACAAUAUUUCCAUCGCAUGUUCGUCGUUGGCUUGCGCAUUCGUACUGCACUUAUAAAUGCUAUCUACCGCAAAGCUUUAGUUAUAUCAAAUGCAACACGCAAAGAAUCGACAGUGGGUGAAAUUGUCAAUUUAAUGGCUGUAGAUGCGCAACGUUUUAUGGAUUUAACAACGUACAUAAAUAUGAUAUGGUCAGCGCCGUUACAAAUUGCCUUAGCCAUGUACUUUUUGUGGCUCCAACUCGGACCUUCCGUAUUGGCCGGUCUUGCUGUGAUGAUCAUUCUAAUUCCUGUUAAUGGUGUUAUAGCCAAUCGCAUUAAAGUAUAUCAGAUCAGACAAAUGAAGUAUAAGGAUGAACGUGUCAAACUAAUGAACGAAGUGCUCAGCGGCAUAAAGGUGCUUAAAUUAUAUGCUUGGGAGCCAAGUUUCGAAAAUCAAGUGCUGCAAAUCCGUGAGAAGGAAAUAGAAACUCUAAAAGCCGCCGCAUACUUAAACGCCGGCACCUCGUUCCUAUGGUCAUGUGCCCCCUUCUUGGUGUCAUUGGUCACAUUCGGUACAUAUGUUUUAAUUGAUGAAAACAAUGUUCUCGAUGCAACUAAAAUAUUCGUUUCAUUAUCAUUAUUCAACAUUUUGCGCUUUCCAUUAAUAAUGUUGCCCAUGUUGAUAACCAACAUGGUUCAAACUCAAGUUUCUGUGAAACGUAUUAAUAAAUUCAUGAAUAGCGAGGAAUUGGAUCCAAACAGUGUCCAGCAUGAUCCCAAAGAAGCCGAUCCAAUGGUCAUCAGAAAAGGUGCCUUCUCUUGGGGUGGUGGCGAACAGACGUUGAAAAACAUCGAUUUGACAGUGAAAAAAGGCACAUUGUGCGCUGUUGUCGGUACAGUUGGUUCCGGCAAAUCUUCACUUAUACAUGCGCUGCUUGGUGAGAUGGACAAAUUGUCGGGUCGCGUAAACACAGUUGGCACCAUUGCCUAUGUGCCGCAACAGGCUUGGAUCCAGAAUGCCACACUACGUGAUAACAUUCUAUUUGGCUUAGAAUACGAUCGUAAACGUUAUAAUCGUGUAAUAGAUGCGUGUGCAUUACGUGCCGAUAUCGACAUGCUGUCAGCAGGCGAUCAAACUGAAAUCGGUGAAAAAGGCAUUAAUUUAUCUGGUGGUCAGAAACAGCGUAUCUCUUUGGCGCGUGCCGUCUACAGCAAUGCUGACUUGUACCUACUUGAUGAUCCAUUAAGUGCUGUAGACUCACAUGUGGGCAAACAUAUAUUCGAAGAGGUGAUUGGACCGAAUGGUCUGUUGGCGAAAAAGACACGUGUACUAGUCACGCAUGGCAUUACGUUCUUGCCGCAAACAAACAAUAUAUAUGUGAUGAAAUUGGGUGAAAUUAGCGAAAGUGGCACCUAUCAAGAAUUGUUGGCGGGCAAAGGCGCUUUUGCGGAAUUCAUUAUACAACAUCUGCAAGAGUCCCCUGAUGAAGGUGAUUUAGAUGAGAUUAAACAACAAUUGGAGGGUACCAUCAAAUCGGAAGAACUGCUAGGCACAUUCGAAAAGGCCAUUUCCUUAGCACGUACUGAAAGUUUGUCAGAUUCUGUUUCUGUGAAGUCGCUGGAGAGCAGUAGAGGUAGUUUACGGCGCCGCAAUAUUGGUCGUCAAGACUCACAGGCUUCAGCAAUUUCAACAUUGUCGCAAAAUAAGACUGACGUGGACGAGGGUAAACUAAUUGAAACCGAAAAAUCAGAAACUGGUGGUGUACAAAUGCAUGUUUACAAGCAUUAUAUUAAAAGUGUUGGCAUUUUCCUAUCACUUGCUACCCUCGGUUUGAACUUCAUCUAUCAAGCAUUUUCGAUUGGCUCUAAUUUGUGGUUGACAAAAUGGUCGAAUGACAGGAAUGUGGAAAACGACACGGGGCUGCGUGAUAUGUACUUGGGCGUUUAUGGCGCUUUCGGUUUUGGUCAAGGCGUGUUCGCUUAUUUCGCCGUCGUACUGGUAUACACUGGCACACUCAAGGCGGCCAAGGAGCUCCACAAUGAUCUGCUUAAGUUUAUAAUGCGCGCACCGAUUUGCAAUUUCUUCGAUAUCACGCCACUAGGACGUCUUCUGAAUCAUUUCAGCGGUGAUAUGGAAGUGAUCGAUGAAGAAUUACCCGGCACACUGGAUAGUUUCUUUACAAUAAUUUUUAUGGUUAUGGCCACUAUUGUGGUGAUCAGCAUGUCGACGCCGAUUUUCUUGGCAGUCAUUGUGCCCAUAGGCUUGCUAUAUUAUUUUGCGCAACGAUUCUAUGUUGCCUCUUCGCGUCAAUUGAUGCGUCUGGAAUCGGUGUCGCGUUCGCCAAUUUACACGCACUUCAAUGAAACGAUCACUGGCGUAACGACCAUACGUGCUUAUUCAGUACAAGAUCGCUUUAUCGAUGAAUCUGACAAUCGCGUGGACAAAAAUCAAGUCUGCAAAUAUCCUUCAUUAAUCGCAAAUAGAUGGCUAGCUAUACGUCUAGAAAUGGUCGGCAAUCUAAUUAUUCUCUUCGCAGCACUUUUUGCCGUAUUAAAUGGUCAAUCGAAUGCUGGCCUUGUCGGUCUAUCUGUGAGUUAUUCUUUGCAAGUGACGCAAACGCUCAAUUGGUUGGUGCGCAUGACUUCCGAUAUUGAAACAAAUAUCGUGGCUGUGGAGCGUAUUAAGGAGUAUGGUGAAACAAAACAGGAGGCACCAUGGGAAUUGGAAAACUCGAAAGUACCACGCGAUUGGCCAGUGGAAGGUCAGGUGGUAUUUGAGAAUUUCAAAGUGCGUUACCGUGAAGGUCUGGAUUUGGUUUUGCGUGGCAUUAACUUUACCAUCAGCGGUGGUGAGAAAGUUGGUAUAGUCGGUCGUACAGGUGCUGGCAAAUCCAGUUUAACGCUGUCUCUGUUCAGAAUUAUCGAGUCAGCCGGUGGCCGCAUUUUAAUAGACGGUGUAGAUAUUGCUACAUUGGGCCUGCAUAUGCUACGCUCUCGACUCACAAUCAUACCACAAGAUCCAGUCCUAUUCUCAGGUACACUGCGCAUCAAUUUGGACCCAUAUGAAGUGAAAUCGGACGAUGAACUAUGGAAAGCGCUGGAAUUAUCUCAUUUAAAAACUUUUAUUAAAACACUUCCUGCCGGCUUGAAUCACGAGAUUAGUGAAGGUGGUGAGAAUUUAUCUGUGGGUCAGCGUCAGUUAGUGUGUCUGGCGCGUGCUUUAUUGCGUAAAACGAAAGUGUUGGUGCUUGAUGAAGCUACAGCUGCUGUAGAUUUAGAAACAGAUGAUUUGAUACAGAAAACUAUUCGUUCGGAAUUCAAAGAAUGCACUGUGCUAACAAUUGCCCACCGUUUGAAUACUAUAAUGGACUCUGAUAAGGUGAUCGUUUUAGACAAGGGUGAAGUAUCUGAGUUUGCUUCACCUGCGGAACUACUAAAUAAUCCCAAAUCGGCAUUCUACAGCAUGGCAAAGGAUGCCAAUCUAGUGUAAAUGUAUUAUUUAGUUAUCACCUUUUUCGUUAUGAAGAAUUUCGUUUAGUUUAUGCGAGUUAAAGUUAACAUUAUUGAAUACGUUAUUAUAAGCAAACACUCAAACAAACAUAACAGUAAAAAUAAUACAAAAAACAAACAAUUAAUAUACAUAUAUACAUGUAUAUAUACGUUCACAUCACUA
Molecule: messenger RNA, 5152 nt
Organism: Bactrocera dorsalis (oriental fruit fly)
Lineage: Eukaryota; Metazoa; Arthropoda; Insecta; Diptera; Tephritidae
Gene: MRP
Product: multidrug resistance-associated protein 1
Exons: 16
Coding region: 314-4969 (1551 amino acids)
Biological process (GO): transmembrane transport
Cellular component (GO): membrane
Molecular function (GO): ATP hydrolysis activity; ATP binding; ABC-type transporter activity
Source: RefSeq, a predicted model, not a curated record